Trematosphaeria pertusa is the source of this 1011-nucleotide messenger RNA. RefSeq names its product NAD(P)-binding protein. The transcript is spliced from 3 exons. Gene Ontology annotation, molecular function: quinone reductase (NADPH) activity; zinc ion binding. Gene Ontology annotation, cellular component: cytoplasm. NCBI's taxonomy places the organism in Eukaryota, Fungi, Ascomycota, Dothideomycetes, Pleosporales, Trematosphaeriaceae. The record is from RefSeq and is a predicted model, not a curated record. Gene Ontology annotation, biological process: cellular response to oxidative stress. Bases 1 to 1011 code for a protein of 336 amino acids.
AUGGCAAGCGUUUCUUCGCUCCCGAAGACGAUGAAGGGCGUGCAGAUUGAGAAGACUGGUGGGACCGAGGUACUGCAGUUGAAGACUGAGAUACCGGUCCCGGAGCCGAAGGAGGGCGAGGUGCUAGUCAAGAACGAGUUUAUCGGGAUUAAUUAUAUUGAUACCUACUUCCGCUCCGGCGUCUACUCUCCCCCGUCCUUCCCCUACACCCUCGGCCGCGAAGGCGCCGGCACCAUCGCCGCCCUCGGCCCCAACACGCCCUCGGACCUCCAACUCGGCACCCGCGUAGCCUACAUGGGCCCCGCCGCCUACGCGGAAUACACGCCCGUAACCGCAAACUACAUGAUCCCCAUCCCGGACUCCAUCAGCACAAAAGUCGCCGCCGCCUCGCUGCUGCAAGCCCUCACAGCCGUGACGCUCAUCCGCGAAGCGUACCCCGUGCAAAAGGGCGACUGGGUGCUUGUCACCGCGGCGGCGGGGGGCGUGGGCCUGUGGCUGUGCCAGCUGCUGAAGGCCGUGGGCGCGCACACGAUAGCGACGGCGAGCACGGCGGAGAAGCGGGAGUUGGCGCGGCGGAAUGGCGCCGAGGUGCUGCUGGAGUAUCACGAGGAGGACAGGGAGAAGUUUGUGAAGAAGGUGCUUGAGGUUACGGGCGGCGAGGGUGUGCAUGCCGUGUUCGACUCGGUCGGGAAAGCGACGUUCGACAGCUGCCUUGCAGUAGUGCGCCGCAAGGGCACGAUGGUAUCCUUCGGGAAUGCCUCCGGCCCUGUUACGGGUUUCGCGUUGGCGCGGCUUUCAUCAAGGAACGUCAAGCUCCUCCGCCCUACGCUGUUCAACUACAUCGCCACGCGCGAGGAGCUGCAGCAGUACGCGCAGGAGCUGUGGAACUUCAUCGAGAAGGACGGCUUGAAUGUUAAGAUCCACGACGUGUAUCCUCUAUCGGACGUGGUACGCGCGACGCAGGAUAUUGAGUCGAGGAAGACGACGGGGAAGUUGUUGCUGCAGCCUUAA